Messenger RNA from Pocillopora meandrina, 1128 nucleotides. NCBI's taxonomy places the organism in Eukaryota, Metazoa, Cnidaria, Anthozoa, Scleractinia, Pocilloporidae. The record is from the annotation of a GenBank genome assembly.
GACCCAGAGACAGUAGAGAACCACACCAGGCAAAUCGAGUCUUUAAAGAAGGAAAUCGAAGAGAGGGACAAUACUCUGUCAAGGUUAAACAAGGAAUUGAAAGAUUUACAGGCUCAAAACGAUGACCUACAGAUUACCUUGGAGUCUAGGAACCAAGAAAUAGAAGCUCUGAAGGACAAAGUUGAUAAACUAGAAACCGAAAGGAAAAUUUUGGAAAAGAAGCUACAAUAUGUCGAACUCGAAUUUAAGGAUUUGAAAAACCAAAACGACGAGAAGAACAAAGAAAUCGGGGAUUUGAAGAUCUCACUGGAGUCGAAGGAUAACGAAAUAACAGCCAUGAAAAGGGAACUUAAGGAUUUGAAAGACCAAAACGACGAGAGAGCCAAAGAAAUCAAGGUUUUGACGAUUUCAUUGGAGUCGAAGGAUAAAGAAAUAAUUGCCCUGAAAGAUAGGAUCAGAGGGCUUGAAAAUGCGCUGAAAAGUUUGGAGCUCUUUACUGAAGCCUUGAAGAAGGAAUGGGAGGAUGCGAGGGAAGCACGCAAGAAAAGCGAGAAAGACGAAAAAGAAAUGAAACUAACUAUAGAAAAACUGUCGAAGAAUAUUCAGAGAAUGACGAAGGAACGCGACCAAAAAGAAGAAGACGACCUCAAAUGGAAAAAGGAAUUCCAAGAAAAUAUGCAACUAGUGCAGUCUUAUGGAAGAGGUAGCCAGUCUUUGCCUGAUCCAGCUGAGAAUGCUUUCAUUCUUCUUGGUCAAAUGUGCUCGCGAGUGCAAGCGAUGAUGUACCAGAGAGUACUUCCAGACCGUUAUAAUGAAGAAUACUUGUAUAAAUUGAAAUUCAUCGAAGAAGACAUUGCGAGAGAACAGGGAGACCUUAAACGUCAGGCGAUUGAGAGAUGGGAUAAAUUGAAAAGGAAACUAAGCUGGGAUGACAUCAAUCAUCCCAGAACACUGAAAGAGAUCCAGAGGAAAAGAAACGAUGUGGCUCAUCCCAAUCUGCUUACAAAGGAAUUGCUUCUCAAUUCAGCUGAAAUGAUGCAAGAGGCAGGUAAACUGUCCGGCAGAAUGUCUUUGACUCAUGUCCGUCAAAUAAUAAAAAUAUGGGACCUUCUAGAUCAGAUGGAGUAG